Larimichthys crocea (large yellow croaker) is the source of this 2509-nucleotide messenger RNA. It is a transcript of the gene eefsec, whose product is annotated as eukaryotic elongation factor, selenocysteine-tRNA-specific. Bases 476 to 2218 code for a protein of 580 amino acids. The transcript has 7 exons. Gene Ontology annotation, molecular function: translation elongation factor activity; GTPase activity; GTP binding. The record is from RefSeq and is a predicted model, not a curated record. Lineage: Eukaryota; Metazoa; Chordata; Actinopteri; Sciaenidae. Gene Ontology annotation, biological process: selenocysteine incorporation.
CGCCCAUGGUAGCGUUCACGUCCGUUUGUGUCUCAGUUGGCUUCGUCGUAGUAGAAACUGCUAGAAACUUUAAAUAAAAGUGUCAAAUUAGAGUGUUUUUAUCGACCCAACGCCGUUUUACAGUCGAGUUUUAAUUGUAGAUUAAUUAUGGCGGGUUAGUUUUCCUUAUUCUUUUUAGUUUUUAAGCUAAAACAAAAUCAGUUCCGCUGAGGAUGAAGUGACACCAGAGAAGACAUUUCUCCCAACUGUUUACGGUGAAGUAAAGUCUUAUUUUUUUUUAGCUACCCCUGUUUGGUAAGACACAAACUAAUUAAAAACACUUGUUAAUUAAAGUAUUUAGGGUUUAAUAAAGCGGGUGCCAACGGUUGAAACGAUAGUGAACGGUUCAAACCGCCGAGUAAUGUGUCAGUUGGUGCUGAGUUCAAGGUCCAGCUUAGAGUGACGGAAAAUAAACACACGUCAUAUCAAACUCAAAAUGUCAGCUGACAGUGCCACCAAAACCUUAAACUUCAACGUCGGGGUGCUCGGGCAUGUCGACAGCGGGAAGACAUCGCUCGCCAGGGCGCUGAGCAGCACCGCCUCCACGGCUGCCUUCGACAAGAACCCGCAGUCCCGUGAGAGGGGCAUCACGCUGGAUCUCGGCUUCUCCUCCUUCACGGUGGAUCUCCCCGAUCACCUGCGGGACGACAGCGGAGGCCAGAAGCAAUAUGAGAGGCUGCAGUUCACCCUGGUGGACUGCCCGGGACACGCCUCUCUUAUUCGGACAAUCAUUGGGGGUGCCCAAAUUAUUGAUCUGAUGAUGCUGGUGGUGGAUGUGGUGAAAGGGGUGCAAACUCAGACUGCAGAGUGCCUGCUGAUAGGAGAGCUGACCUGCCCUCGCAUGGUGGUUGUCCUGAACAAAACUGACCUACUGCCACCCAACAAGAGACAGAGUGCCAUUGAGAAAAUGACCAAGAGACUUCACAAAACACUGGAGAACACUAGAUUUAAGGAAUGUCCAGUGAUUGCUGUGGCAGCGAAGCCUGGGGGCCCGGAGGCUCCUGACACAGAGGAGCCACAUGGAGUGCCAGAGUUAAUAGAGCUUUUGAAGAAACAGACGUACCUCCCUCAGAGAGACCCCGGAGGUGACCUUCUGAUGGCUGUGGACCAUUGCUUCUCUAUCCGUGGUCAGGGAACAGUCAUGACUGGAACCAUCCUGCAGGGAUCGUUGGCCGUCAAUGACACUGUGGAAAUCCCAGCACUAAAGGUGACCAAGAAGAUAAAGUCUGUGCAGAUGUUUCGGAAGCCGGUGUCUGGGGCCAUGCAGGGGGAUCGUGUGGGUGUGUGUGUGACACAGUUCGACCCUAAACUCUUAGAGCGGGGUGUGGUAUGCACCCCGGGUUCCCUGCGCACACUCUAUGCUGCCGUCAUCUCUGUGAGGAAGAUAGGCUACUUCAAGGGCUCCCUCGCCACCCGUGCCAAGUUCCACAUCACCGUGGGUCACGAGACGGUCAUGGCGAGGGUGGCCUUCUUUGGCCUGCCACCUGUGGGUGCUUCAGACACUAAACCACCUCCAUCAGAGCCCUGCUCACUGGAAACACCCUUCACCUUUGACAGAGAGUACUUCUACCAGGAUGAAUAUGUCACAGGUCAGGGAGAAGCGAGUUCAGCACCUGACCCAGAGCAAUGGGCCUUGUUGGAGUUUGAGCGGCCGGUCACAUGUCCCUCCCUCUGUCUGGUGAUCGGUUCAAAACUGGACACAGACAUCCACGCCAAUGCCUGUCGGUUGGCCUUCCAAGGCUACCUGCUGCAGGGGUUUGAAGACAAAGGCUACGCUGAGACGGCGCUGCCUCGUCUGCGCAUCUACAAGACCAAACACAAGGAGGGACAGGUCGAAAGGGUGACCGACGAUUACACCGUGAUUGGCCGCAACCUGUUCAAGAAAGAGACCAACCUCCAGCUCUUUGUGGGGUUAAAGGUCAAGCUGUCGACAGGCGAGACCGGCGUUAUCGAGGGUGGUUUCGGACAGAGCGGGAAGUUCAAGAUUCGGAUACAAGAGGGUCUUUGCCCAGAAACCAAGCAGAUGUUAUCCUCCACCUCUAAGAAGAAAGGGAAGGGUGGAAGCAAAGGUGGACCAGCUAAUGAAGAGGAGCCCAAGACAGAUUCUCAACCUAUUAUCAUUCACUUGCAUUUCAAGCGGUAUGUCUUUGACCCCCAUAAAAAGAUGGUUCAGUCUUGACCGUCUCAGUCCGACAGUGUGUGUCACAUGGCUUUAGACGGUCAGAGGUCAGUUUCUUGUAGAGUUGAGAGAAAUACUGGCCUCAGUAUCAGGCGGUAUGAUAACUUUAUUCUAUCAUCCCCCUUCUGGGGAUGCUGAAACGCAGUGUUUGUGAAACACAUGUGAAACAGUGAUUGCUUUAUCUCCUCUUAUGGAGAUGGACUUAAUCCAGUGUGCAUCAUCAAAGGGGUGGAUGCAGCUCUUCUCUUCCUGACGCAUUUGAGCCGUCUUAAAUAAAAAAAAAUCAAUACA